Phyllostomus hastatus (greater spear-nosed bat) is the source of this 3344-nucleotide messenger RNA. RefSeq names its product interferon regulatory factor 1 (gene IRF1). Gene Ontology annotation, cellular component: nucleus. Gene Ontology annotation, molecular function: DNA-binding transcription factor activity, RNA polymerase II-specific; RNA polymerase II cis-regulatory region sequence-specific DNA binding. The record is from RefSeq and is a predicted model, not a curated record. The transcript is spliced from 11 exons. The coding region runs from base 1151 to 2503 and encodes 450 amino acids. Gene Ontology annotation, biological process: immune system process; regulation of transcription by RNA polymerase II. Lineage: Eukaryota; Metazoa; Chordata; Mammalia; Chiroptera; Phyllostomidae.
AUACAUUUCAUGACAUGGAAAGUGGCCCAUUAUAUAUACAUAUGUAUUUACAGGUGAUUUUCUGUUUUAAAGCACAUUUUACAGUCUCCUGUUGUCUUCACGGGGUCAUUUUGGUCAGUUUGUCAGACCACAUGAGAUGCACACUUCCUCUCCUUAAUCUCAUUCUGAAUUUUCCAGUGGCCGUGUCAGGUCCUUAGGGAGGGGACAAGCAUCCACUUGCUGCACAGAGAAUGGACCUCCCAGCUCAGGAGCCAGUUGCUCCUGCUCCUUUGCUCAGGAGGUCUCGGUCUCUGUGGUGGGUCCCCAUUCUCAUGUGUUGCUCAAAGCCCCCCAACCAUUCCUGGCCCUCAGCACGGCCCAUUUCGCUGAACACCCAUCUGGGUUCAUUCCUCGCAGUCCCUCCUGCCUCUUUGCCUCUCCCAACUCCUUCACCCACCGCCUGAAGUGGCUGAACCCAUUCAUUUCCUCUCUGGGAGGGAGGCGAUGGAGGGACUGAAUGGUGGAAUGCUGCAUCCAUGCGUCUAUUUAUAGCCUGCAUCAAGACAACUGGGUGCUGCCUGAGGGAGAGCUGGGUGAAGAGCCUGAUGCGCUGUCCCGCCAGAGAGAGCCUUUACUUCUGAGUCAGCACCUUUAGGGAAGUGAAGGAAGGAGCCUGCUGGGGCAGAGUUCUGGGUGGAAAAUGAACACUCAACCCAGCCUCUAGCAGCACACAGGUGAGGCAAGGUCUAGUUGUAAGCGCAAAAGUUAACUUGCUGCCCUUCCCAAGGAGCCUAGGACCUGGGCUCCCCAACCCUUUGUCUAGAUGCAUAUGACCGUGGCCAGCCAGAAGAAAUUCCCCCAUGCUGCCCAGAACGUCUCUGGGCCAAGCCUUGAGAAUCCAGAGACAACACCAACGCUUCUACUGUGGAACUGCCACGCAAGGGCCACGUGAGGCUGUGGAGAUGGCCUAAGGCAGGAGUUCUAGGAGAAACCCGAGGCUGCCCCCACCACCACCCCAACUCAGCAGUCCCUUCUUUUCCCUUUCCUUGAGGCCAGCCGCGGGGCAGUCCCAAGGAAGUAGACCGAGAAGGGGGCGAGGCGUCUCCCCGUCACUCUUAGACCCUGGCUAGGGAUUUCGCAAACCACACAGCAUCUGCUGUCCAAGUGGGGCAUGGUGCUCAAUGGAUAUUAUCUCUCUGUCACUGUAAACCAGCGAGGUAGGGUGAUUAUUUUGCAGCUGAAGACAGUGAAGUCCCGAGUCCCUUGGAGAGCGGCGCCAGCCGCGCCAGUCUGCGAUUUCCUCUCGCUAGGCGGCUCCGCAGGCAGAGGAGGCUCUCCUUUGCUUCCCCCGGGCAGGCAGGUCGUGCGCCGGAGCUCGGGCGAGCAGAGGCCAGCGGGAGCCGUGCCCAAACAAGACCAGCCGUACUCCGUGGCCCCGCGACCCGGGCACCCUCUGCCUCCUCCCGGUUCCCACCCGCAGUUGCUCUCGCUGUGUCGGGACCCUCGGACGCAGCAUCCGAAUCGCGCCCGCUGCAGAGCCAACAUGCCCAUCACUCGGAUGCGCAUGAGACCCUGGCUAGAGAUGCAGAUAAAUUCCAACCAAAUCCCAGGGCUGAUCUGGAUUAAUAAAGAGGAGAUGAUCUUCCAGAUCCCGUGGAAGCACGCCGCCAAGCAUGGCUGGGACAUCAACAAGGACGCCUGUCUGUUCCGGAGCUGGGCCAUUCACACAGGCCGAUACAAAGCAGGGGAAAAGGAGCCAGACCCCAAGACGUGGAAGGCCAACUUCCGCUGUGCCAUGAACUCGCUGCCGGACAUCGAGGAAGUGAAGGACCAGAGCAGGAACAAAGGCAGCUCAGCCGUGCGGGUAUACCGGAUGCUCCCGCCCCUCACCAAGAACCAGAGAAAAGAGAGAAAGUCCAAGUCCAGCCGAGAUGCAAAGAGCAAGGCCAAGAGGAAGUCCUAUGGGGACUCCAGCCCAGAUACCUUCUCCGAUGGCCUCAGCAGCUCCACCCUGCCUGAUGACCACAGCAGCUACACGGCUCAGGGCUACAUGGGGCAGGACCUGGAGGUGGAGCAGGCCCUUACUCCAGCACUGUCACCGUGCGCCGUCAGCAGCACUCUCCCCGACUGGCACAUGCCCGUGGAGAUUGUGCCGGACAGCACCAGUGACCUGUACAACUUCCAGGUGUCACCCAUGCCUUCCACCUCUGAAGCCACAACAGAUGAGGACGAGGAAGGGAAAUUACCUGAGGACAUCAUGAAGCUCUUGGAGCAGGAACAGUCAGAGUGGCAGCCGACGAAUGUGGAUGGGAAGGGGUACCUGCUCAAUGAACCUGGGGCCCAGCCCACCUCUGUCUAUGGAGACUUCAGCUGCAAGGAGGAGCCAGACAGCCUUGGGGGAGAUAUCGGGCUGAGCCUACAUCGCGUCUUCACGGACCUGAAGAACAUGGACACCAGCUGGCUGGACAGCCUACUGCCCCCGGUUCGGCUUCCCUCCAUCCAGGCCAUUCCUUGUGCACCGUAGCUGUGUCCCCAGCCCCCUUUUGCUCUCCUAGGCGAGUGGGACCUGCCACCGUGGUGGCUGUGGUGCAGAGAAGCAGGACUGCUGUGGGCCCCUUGACCUACAAAGUGUGACCCUAGUACCAAGUGGGGAUAGGUCUGCCCUCCUUGGAACGGUGGCUUCUCAGGGCCUGGCAGGUCAGGGUCUGGGCUCAUCUGGCGGGGUGAAGCUGGUCCUGCCUCCCAGGAAGAUGGGGUUCUGAGACUGGUGGCGGGUGGGGGCCCACAGCAGUCCUGUGAGCCCCCAGAGCUCUGUCUGGAGAGGGUCUGCCUGUCGCUGAGCUGGCCUGAGGAAACAGACCAGUGACCUCAGAAAAGCCCAGCACCAACCCAAGGGCUGGCUCUGCACUAAGAGACAAUUGCACUAAGCAAACCCUAUUCCCAAAGAUGCGCCUCCCUUCCCAGCUGAGCCCUGGGGACUGUUCCAAAGCCAGUGAAAUGUGAAGGAAAAUGGGGUCCUGUGGGACAGUGUCCCCCAGCCUCAGAGGAGCUCUCUCUGCCCUGCUCCCUGCUCAGGCUGAGGGGCUGGAGGGAGAAACAUGGCACUUUUUCGUGUGGACUUGCUAUGUCCUGGUCAGAGGUGUACACUAACGCCCCCUGGGCUCUCAGCCCUUGCAUUUAUUUAUACAGUGCCUUGCCCUGCGCCCACCGGCGGCCCUCAGCAGGCCCAGGGAGGGAAGUGGGAGCGCCUCAAUGUAACUUUUAAAAUUGCAAAAACUCCCUAACCACUAAGUCAUGUAUGACCACAGACAUACAUGUGUGUAAAUAUGUACAUUUGUCUUUUUAUAAAAAGUUAAUUGUUCUAA